This is a messenger RNA of Amaranthus tricolor (Joseph's coat), 12353 nucleotides long. Its product is annotated as chromatin structure-remodeling complex protein SYD-like. The transcript is spliced from 66 exons. NCBI's taxonomy places the organism in Eukaryota, Viridiplantae, Streptophyta, Magnoliopsida, Caryophyllales, Amaranthaceae. Gene Ontology annotation, cellular component: nucleus. Bases 353 to 12040 code for a protein of 3895 amino acids. Gene Ontology annotation, molecular function: ATP-dependent chromatin remodeler activity; DNA binding; histone binding. Gene Ontology annotation, biological process: positive regulation of transcription by RNA polymerase II. The record is from RefSeq and is a predicted model, not a curated record.
AUUGUUUUUAAAAGUUGACAAGUGUUAAUGAUGUAAAAAAAGUAAAAUUCCAAUACAAUAUAAAAUAACAUGGUUAAUAAGGGAGAGUUGAAAAGUUCAAAUCCAAGGCGAAAGAAAAGGGGUGAAGAAAUAGAGUUUGAGGAGCCCUGUUUUUCCAUAACAUACAUAAUAACGAGUAUUUUUAUUCUUCUUCACUGGUGAACUUGUCGGAAAAUUGAUCGCCUGUCACGCUUGAAAACCAGCUUUUCUUGGAAGUAAAUGAAGUUUUAACUGCUUGAUUAAAUCAUGUUUUAAUUUAUUGUGUAUGAUGAAGAUUUUAGUAUCUUUUCGGUGAUCAGUUAUAUUAGCAGUGAUGGCGGAUCCUCAUAAUGUUGAAUUCGAAGCUGCACAGUUUUUGCAGAAACUCAUUCAAGACUCUAAGGAUGAACCAGCUAAAUUGGCCACCAAACUAUAUGUGAUAUUGCAACAUAUGAAAGCUAGUGGGAAGGAAAAUACUAUGCCGUACCAAGUUAUAUCUAGGGCUAUGGAGACAGUUAUUAGCCAACACGGCUUUGAUAUUGAGGCCUUGAUGUCAUCACGCGUUCCUUUGAGUAGUGGAUCUCAUGUGGGAGAGUCUUCCAGAGCACAAUCAGCAGGAUGUUCGCAGUCUUUAGGAGUUGUGACAGAUUCUAAAACAGGAAUGAUUGAAAAUGACACAACCAAAGCCGGUGGUUUUUCUUCAGGAUGGCCGCCUACUACUAGCAAUACUGGGAAUGAUGCUUUCCAGGGAUCUAUUUCACAAAGGAGUGCAAUGUCUUUUGAUCAUGAGAGCCCUUCAAGUAUGGACACUAGGUCUACUAACUCAUUUUCACAGGAUAGACGUGAAGCACCAGGCUGGGAGCAACAAGGCAUUCAGAAAGAUUCUAAAAGAAUCAACAUCAAGAGAAAGAGGAAUGAUUCAUCUGGCUUAGAAGGACCGGAUGAUAUCACCCAAAAGCCUGAAUCCCAUUCUGGCAUGCCUGAUUUAAGAAAGGAAAGAUCUACCGGAGGAACUUUUCCUGCUGAUGCUGAAUCCUGGAAGCAAGGAUUUGCAACUGGUUUUCGGGAGAGAGCUGUUCCAGCCCCCCCAUCGUCUGGUAUUCAAGUUGGAGUAUUGAGCAACUUCGCAUCAGCUUCUUUGGAUGCCACUGGAAUUUCACAUACACCAGCAAAUGUUGACCGAAUUUCCCAGGGUGGUAAUCCCAGCAAUCUCUGUGAAAUGGGAAUACCUGGAAGUUCAGUGGCUAGAGAUACAGGAAAAUUUUCAUCAAAUCCUGUUACAGUAACAAGCAUGCCUUUCAAAGAGCAUCAUUUGAAGCAAUUGAGAGCCCAAUGUCUGGUCUUCUUAGCUUUCAGAGAUGGAAGGCCCCUCAAUAGACUUCAUCUAGAGAUUGCACUAGGAAACAUCUUUCCUAAAGAAGGAACCAGUAGUAUUGUUGAUGGAGCUCAAAAUGAUCUACUCAAAGAUAAGAAGAAACAACAAAGCACUCUAGAGUCAAGCAGUAUAUCUCAGCUCCCUCUGCCACAAGGUAGUCUGGCUAAUGUGAAGAUUGAUGGUGCUCAUUCUAUUUCUGCAGUAAAUAACAGAGAUGCUGACUCAAAGGAAACUGAAAAUGUGAAAUUAAUGGUUGGAAAACCUGGUGUAUUGGCUAACUUCUCUCAUGCUGAUGGAGAACUGAAACAUGGUCCUCUUGGACAUGGGAUUUCAGAGCCUAAUACAGAGUGUCAGGAAACAGCCAACUCAUCUUCACUUAUGACAGCUUCACUGCAGCCUGUUUCUUUAGGAAUGAGAAGCCCAGUCACUCAUUUCCAUGAAGAUUUGCAGCCAGGAACUGUAAAUUAUGCUGCUUCUGUUAUUGGUGUGAACAAGCAGCUGAAACCUGAGAUGAUCAGAUGGACUAGAGUUAAUCCUAAUGAUAUUUCUCGGGGGUUGUUGCCUACCCCUAUGCAUAAUGAAUUAGGGAGUAGCAAGGAGAGUCCUUCAAUUUUGCCUCAACGUGAUAGCAAUAUCCAGAGUCUACAACACAUUGAUCAAGUGUCCAAUUCUUGGAGGUCAAUACAAGGCGCGGAUAGUGGGCAUCAUAGAGCAGGAUCAAUAAAUGAUGCCGGUAUGCUACAUAGAACUGCCUUGCAUGAUGGUAACGGUGCUUCCGACAAUCAAACUGAUUCUACCAUAGAUGGUUCAAAAGUAGUCCCUGUGUCCAAUUCAAGUUACAUGCUCAAGGAAUCUAGCUCUCUUGCUCCUCUGGAUAAACCUUUGGAACUUAAUGAGGAAGAAAAGUUAAUAUCUGCUAGCUUGACCCCUUCUCCUACGUAUACUCUGACUGACAAGUGGAUUAUGGCUCAUCAAAGAAGGAAACUUGCUACUGAAAAUAAAUGGGUGCAGAAACUGCAGAAAGCAGAUGAAAGAAUUGCCACCUGUUUCAACGAUCUGAAGGAAACUGUGAGCUCCUCGGCAAAUAUAUCUGCGAAAACAAGGAGUGUGAUUGAGUUGAAAAAGCUUCAAUUAUUGGAGCUUCAGCGUUGCCUUCGAAGAAAUAUUCUAAGUGAUUUCUUUAAGCCUAUACAAACUGACAUGGACCGAUUAAAGUCAAUCAAGAAGCACCGAAUUGGUAGGAGGCUGAAGCAUGUUGAAAAAUAUGAGCAGAAGAUGAAAGAAGAACGUCAAAAGAGGAUACGUGAAAGGCAGAAGGAGUUCUUCAGUGAAGUUGAAGUGCACAAGGAGAGACUGGAAGAUGUGUUUAAAUAUAAGAGAGAGCGCUGCAAGGGUUUUAAUCGUUAUGUGAAAGAGUAUCACAAAAGGAAGGAACGGAUACACAGGGAGAAAAUUGACAGGAUUCAGCGUGAAAAAAUUAACUUACUGAAAAUCAAUGAUGUGGAGGGUUAUUUACGGAUGGUUCAGGAUGCAAAAUCUGAUAGAGUGAAGCAACUACUUAAAGCGACAGAGAAAUAUCUUCUAAAGCUUGGAUCUAAGCUCAAGCAGGCAAAGGCUGCUGCUCGACAAGUUGAGAUGGAUGAAAACAGGAUUGCAACAUUUGAUGAAAGCUAUGACAUUCUCACUGAGACAGAGGAUGAAAAUGAUCAGGCAAAGCAUUACAAGGAAAGCAAUGAGAAGUACUAUUUGAUUGCUCAUAGCAUCAAAGAAAGCAUUUCCGAGCAACCAACUGGACUUAGAGGUGGAAAACUAAGAGAGUAUCAAAUGAAUGGACUGCGAUGGCUCGUCUCACUAUACAAUAAUCAUCUAAAUGGCAUUCUUGCUGAUGAAAUGGGUCUUGGGAAAACUGUUCAGGUGAUUUCUUUAAUCUGUUACUUGAUGGAGACAAAAAAUGAUAGAGGACCUUUCCUAGUGGUUGUUCCAUCAUCAGUUUUGCCGGGAUGGGAACAUGAACUGAGUUUCUGGGCACCUGACAUAAACAAAAUUGUUUAUGCAGGGCCUCCAGAGGAGCGGCGCAGGCUAUUCAAGGAUAGCAUUGUCCAUCAGAAAUUCAAUGUUCUUUUGACAACAUAUGAAUAUCUCAUGAACAAGCAUGACAGGCCUAAGUUGAGUAAGAUUCAUUGGCAUUAUGUUAUAAUUGAUGAAGGGCAUCGAAUAAAGAAUGCAUCGUGCAAGCUAAAUGCUGAUUUGAAGCAUUAUCAUAGCUCACACAGACUACUGUUAACUGGCACACCUUUACAGAACAAUCUUGAGGAGCUGUGGGCUUUGCUUAAUUUUCUUUUGCCGAACAUUUUCAACUCCUCUGAAGACUUUUCUCAGUGGUUUAACAAGCCAUUUGAGAGUAAUGGAGAUAAUUCUCAGGAUGAGACCUUGUUGUCUGAGGAGGAGAAUCUGUUGAUCAUCAAUCGCCUUCAUCAAGUUCUUCGUCCAUUUGUACUUAGAAGGCUGAAACACAAGGUGGAGAAUCAAUUGCCUGAGAAAAUUGAGAGACUAGUCAGGUGUGAGGCAUCUGCAUACCAAAAGCUUCUAAUGAAGAGGGUGGGAGAGAAUCUCGGUUCUCUUGGAAUGUCAAAGGCUCGAACUGUUCAUAACUCUGUUAUGGAGCUUCGAAAUAUCUGCAAUCAUCCAUAUCUUAGCCAACUUCACGCAGAAGAGGUGGAUAGUUUUAUCCCUAAACACUUUUUGCCACCGAUUGUUAGACUGUGUGGCAAGCUUGAGAUGCUUGAUAGAUUGCUUCCUAAACUUAAAGCAACUAAUCAUCGGGUUCUUUUCUUCUCUACAAUGACCAGGUUGCUUGAUGUUAUGGAGGAAUAUCUUGUAUGGAAACAAUAUCGUUACCUUAGGUUAGAUGGGCAUACCUCUGGCCUAGAGCGUGGCGCCCUUAUUGACAAAUUCAACCAAUCAGAUUCUCCCUUUUUUAUAUUUUUGCUGAGUAUUCGGGCUGGAGGUGUUGGAGUGAAUCUUCAAGCUGCAGAUACUGUCAUCAUUUUUGACACAGAUUGGAACCCUCAGGUUGAUUUGCAAGCUCAAGCUAGAGCUCAUAGGAUUGGACAGAAGAAAGAAGUCCUUGUUCUUAGACUAGAAACAGUCAACACUGUGGAGGAACAAGUGAGAGCUUCAGCUGAGCAUAAAUUGGGUGUGGCUAAUCAGAGUAUUACGGCUGGUUUCUUUGAUAACAAUACAAGUGCUGAAGAUCGUAGAGAAUACUUGGAAUCUCUGCUACGAGAAUGCAAGAAAGAAGAAGCUGCUCCUGUGUUAGAUGAUGAUUCACUAAAUGAUAUACUAGCUCGCAGUGAGUCUGAGAUUGAUGUAUUUGAAGCUGUUGACCAGAAAAGGCGAGAAGAAGAAAUGGCUACAUGGAAGAGACUGUUAUUGGAGAAAGGGGUCGACUGUUCUGACAUGAUGCUGUCUUUGCCCUCACGACUUGUAACAGACGAUGACCUGAAAGCAUUUUAUGAAGCAAUGAAGGUAUAUGAUGUAACUAAUGAUGGAGCUGCUUAUGGUUCUGGUUUAAAGAGGAAGAGUGUGUCUUCCGGAGGCUUUGAUACUCAACAAUAUGGGCGGGGCAAACGGGCUCGAGAGGUGCGAUCUUAUGAAGAGCAAUGGACAGAAGAGGAAUUCGAAAAGAUGUGUCAGGAUGAGUCUCCUGAAACUCCUAAGGCAAAGGAUGAGAAUAUCUCAUUGACUUCAGACACUAGCCGAAUUGCUAUUAAAAUAGAACAGCAAUUCCAGACCCUGUCUGCACCGCCUCCUGUAGAAUUAACACCAGUUUUCAAGAAAGAGAUCACACCACCAGUUAAGCGGGGACGAGGAAGGCCCAGGAGAACACCAGUGAAUGUAUCUCCUGGCGUCGGAGUUAGUCCAACAACUAUUGGAGUUAGUAAACCCGAGAGUCAACUUAAGGGAAUGGAUUCCAGCGCUGUGAUAUUAAGUGGUCUAGACACUCUUGGUACUUCUGUUGUCACAAAAGAUGCCAGUGGAGACAAUCAUCAGGGUGGUAGUGUGCUUUCUCACAGCUCUAAGGAAGUCCCACCUUCAGUACCUCCUGUUAAUCUUGCAGUUCUAGCAGACACUGGUUGUACAUCUGUUGAUAUGCGGCCUAAAAGACAUGGUCGGAAAGGGAAGCCAAAUGAGAAGAAUAUUGAUGGUAAUACAGGGACUGAAUCUGUUAGGCGGAGAGGAAGGAAGCCGAGUCGUGGUUUGCCUCCUGUUCCUGUUAAUUCAUGUGCUCAAGACUCAAAACCUUGUGAACAACCAUUGAAACAAUUGUCUUUGGGUGUACCUGCAUCGGCAGGUCAUUCUAUGGUUAUCAGUAGCACAUGUGACCCUCUUGCAGUUAGUCUAGGUGUUGAUAAUCCGAAUUCUUCGCAAAGUUUUUCUAUUUCUGCUGUUGAGGAUUCAAAGGUGUCUGAAUCGGAAGUUAAGACUGUUCCUCAUAAUGGCACACAUAAGAGCAAAUCUAGUGCAUUGUCGAGAACACAUGAUGCCUUCGUAGAAGAAUCAGCGGCUGUUUCUGCUGAUGCAACUGCUCUAGAUCCUAAACCUGAUGGUCAGUCGAUUAAAGAGGCUUUGUUAGAUUCGCAUACUGUUACAUUGACUUCCUCGGACCCUUCUACUGUGAGCAAAUGUGGUUCUGUGUCUCAGGAUCAAGUUCUCUCCGAGUCUUUUGGUGGUCCUGUUGCUGCAACAAUAGUUGGAAUCCCUCCUAUAAACUCUGGGACUGAUCUUCAAAAAGUUGCCCCACAAACUGUUAAACCUAGCUCUGAAUCUGUCCUGCCUAGCCCAGUUGGACUCAGACCUGGUAGAAGACAAAGCCAGAAGCCUCAAAGUGGGACUGAACCAGCCCGACAGAGGGGUAGGAAACGAGGCAGGCUUGUAUCAACUGACGCUGCUUCACCGGAUGUUCAAGAUGAAAAUUUGAUCGAACCUUUCAGAAGCACCAAAACAUUGUCCAGCUCAUCUGUCUUGAAUGCUGUUGCACCUUCUGGAUCUACUAAUGUUGAGAUAGUUUCACUUGUAGAAACUGUUCCUCCUGUUGUCCAAACCAUAGCUUCCACUUUGAGUUCUACUUUGCCUUUGAAUAGUAUUAGUGGCUCAGUGCAUCAUGUAAGCAUGGGGACUUCGUCCAGCAUACCUGCUUCUUCGCUACUAAAUCCUCUUCCAAUUGGAACUCCUCUUAUUCUUUCUGAGGCUACUAAAAUGCCUGCUCCUUUGCUAACCCGAGAGCAAGAUAAGAGAGCACAAGCUGAAGAAACGAAACCACGUCGGCGAGGAAGGAAAAAGCGCGCGGCAUCUCUGGCUGAUAAUCCUGCUGAUCAAAAUUUGUCAUCUAGUUUGUCUUAUACGGGUUCUGGGGACUUUGUUGGCCAUAAAGUUAUAACAAGAAGUAGACAAAUAAACAUUGCGUCCGCAAACAAUUCCCAGGAGAAAGCACAGAAUACUUCUAUUGCAUUGACUAGCAAGAAUGUUGAGGAAAAACAGUCACCGAAAUUGUGUCAUGUUGUUGUUGGUUUGUCUAAUCUGGGAUCUGCCUCAGUCAAGGCUGACAGACUCACUAAAGCUCUGGAAUCAAGUCUCACUAAUCCUAAAGAGGAUACUGCAUUAUACCGAAAUCCAGUAGAAAUUCCUCCCAUACCAUGCAAGGGUAAAACAAAUGUCGUUGUGUUGGCUUUAGGAUCAACUACUCUUGAUGUAAAUCCUUUAGAGAUUAGUUACACAAGUGUGGAUGGGAAAGAAGAAUGUUUGAAGCUGCAAAAGGAUUCUGCUCGAGAUGGACAUGCCCUUAAAGUUGAAGUUUCUGAAUUUGAAGUCAGUUCUUCUACUGAUAAUCCAGUUGCUAAUGUGGAUGAGGAGCUAUCUGCACCUCCUGGAUUUGACACCCCUAGACCAGGACUUCCUAAUUCUGCAGAUAGGAAAUCGUUUCCAAGCGAUGAUGUUGGCACACCUAAGUUUAAAGAUGCAAAAGAGGGUUAUGUUGUAUUGGCUCUAGAAUCAACAGUUCAGACUUCUAAUCAUUGUAGCAUGGCAUCCCAAAAUAUGUACGAGAAACAAAAAUCUUCCGAGUUGCAAAGCGUCAAAGAUUCAAGAAUGGACCUCUCUUACUCAAAGCUCAUCAGCUGUGAACCACGUUUAGAAUCUGUGGAUACAGUAACAAGUCAGCCCGAAGAAGAAAUGUCAGCUCCUCCUGGAUUUGACAUCCCUCAAAGGUGCCUGUCUGAUAAUGCUGAUGCAAUGUCUUUGGAAUGUGUUGAUAGGCUGGCUUCUGAGUUGCCAGCUGACCCUUUUGAAUCAAAAGUGGAACAUCCUUCUCAAGUAACACCAAAUGCUUCUGAAAAGCUAGAAAAUGUGGCCAGUACCCAAAAUGGUCCUCAUGAUGGUAAUCCUGAAAAUGAUACUGUGCUGUUAGCGUCCAAUACUCUACCUUCAGAUUUUGUAUUGACUCCAACUCCAGAAAAAAUUUCAAGACAUGAUGAACCGCAUAAUUUUUAUUCUGGAAACGACACUGUGCCCACAGUUUCCAAUGCUGUAGGUUCUGAUAUUGUGUUAACUUCUCUGAAAUCGAGUUCAAGAGAUGGUGAACCUUCUUAUGAUUCUGAUGCUGUGGCAGCUUCUUAUUUGGAAUCAAAAGUGAAAGAAAAUUCUCAAGGGCUUGGUGUUGACAUUAAGGAAUCAGAAAUCAAUGUUGUCCCUGCUGCUUCUUGCCUUUCAGGUUCUGAUGUAGCCACAAUGUCAACUAGCAAAUCAGAAGAGAAGCAAGGGUGCUAUGGACCUGAUUCUGAUAAUGUUGAACAUAAAAUUCUUGAUGCUGCCCCUCUUUCCUGUGUUCCGAAUUCUCUUACCGGGACUGAUGAGACAUCAAAAGCAAAUGAUGAAGAAGAGUGCCUUGGUAGUUUCUUUCUGGCAGGGGCAAAUAAUGUCACUGCUGAGCAUGAUGUUACUGAUGCUACAGAAACUAUGAAUGUCAUCAGUUCGGAUAUUGCACCAACUUUGACUUCAGAAUCAAAAGAAGACUUUCCUGGGUCUCAGGGUGGCAAUGAUGGAAGCGGUGUCAAUGAAGUUGCUAUUCCCCUUGUUCUAUGUUCUGAUUCUGACUUAACUUCAAAUAACAAAGAAAAAGAAGAAAUUCACAUGUCUGAGAAUGACUAUGCUGACAAGGAUUUCAAUGGCACUCGCACAGUAUCGCAUGCUGUAGGUUCGGAUGCUGCAGUAACUCCAAGAUCUGAAUCUGAAGAAAAACAAGAAUUUUGCGGGCCUGAUGCCAAAGUUGAACAUGAUAUGGAUUCUUCUCCAUCUUCCAUUUCCCCAAAAAUUGACGAUAUUGCAGAUGAUAAGUGUUUAGGGUGUAAUGGUGCCAAUGCACAUGAAGCCAGUGAUACUCCUGUAGUGCUGCAUACUGUAAGUUUAGAUAAUGCAGCCACAUCAUUGGCAUCCAAAGAAAUGGAUGAGGGCCAUGCACCAGAUAAUGCCAAUGCUGAACGUGACGCUGAUAGUGUGGAAUUCUCAAAAUUGGAAUCAGAAAAGAAAGUAGAGUGCCUUGGACUUGAAGACGGCACUGUUGAACAUGAUACAAUUGAUCCUUCCCCGGGUUGCAGUGCUGGUUCUGAUAUCCAAGCAAUUUCAACAUUGGAUUUAGUAAGGGAACCUUGCUGUCAUGGGCUCAAUAAGGGUGAUGCUAAACACGAAGCUGCUGAUGUUGACACGGCUCCUCAUGUUGGUUUAAAAAUGGAGGCAACUUCAACUUUGCAAUUGAACGAAACAAAUGAAAUUCACGGGUCCAGUAGAGGUGAUGGUAUAUAUGAAGCUACUGAUGCUGACACUGCUCUGCUUGUUGGUUCAGAUAAUGUGGCAACUUCAAAUUUGCAAUUGAACGACACAAAAGAGUCUCACGGGCCCAGCGGCAAUGAUGAAAAACACGGAACUGCUGAUGUUGACACGGCUCUGCAUGUUGAUUUUGAUAUUAUGGAAACUUCAACUUUACAAUUGAACGAAACAAAAGAGUUUCACGGAUCCAGUAGUGGUGAUGGUAAACACGAAGCUGCUGAUGUUGACAGGGGUGCUGCUUCAGAUAUUGUGGCAAAGUCAACUUUGCAAUUAAACAAAGCAAAAGAGUUUCACGGUUCCAGUAUUGGUGAUGCUAAACACGAAGCUGCUGAUCUUGAUACAGCUCUGCAUGUUGGUUCAGAUAUAACUUUGCAAUUGAACAAAACAGAAGAGUCUCACGGGCCCAGUAGCGGUGAUGGUAAACAAGAAGCUGCUGAUGUUGACACGGCUCCUCUUGUUGGUUCAGAUAUUGGUGAUGCUAAACACGAAGCUGCUGAUGUUGACGCAGCUCUGCAUGUUGGCUCAGAUAUAACUUUGCAAUUGAACAAAACAGAAGAGUCUAACGAGCCCAGUAGCGGUGAUGUUAAACAAGAAGCUGCUGAUGUUGACACGGCUCCUCUUGUUGGUUCAGAUAUUGGUGAUGCUAAACACGAAGCUGCUGAUGUUGACGCAGCUCUGCAUGUUGGCUCAGAUAUAACUUUGCAAUUGAACAAAACAGAAGAGUCUAACGAGCCCAGUAGUGGUGAUGUUAAACAAGAAGCUGCUGAUGUUGACACGGCUCCUCUUGUUGGUUCAGAUAUUGGUGAUGCUAAACACGAAGCUGCUGAUGUUGACACAGCUCUUCAUGUUGGCUCAGAUAUAACUUUGCAAUUGAACAAAACAGAAGAGUCUCACGGGCCCAGUAGCGGUGAUGGUAAACAAGAAGCUGCUGAUGUUGACACUGCUCCUCUUGUUGAUUCAGAUAUUGGUGAGGCUAUACACGAAGCUGCUGAUGUUGACACAGCUCUGCAUGUUGUCUCAGAUAUAACUUUGCAAUUGAACAAAACAGAAGAGUCUCACGGGCCCAGUAGCGGUGAUGGUAAACAAGAAGCUGCUGAUGUUGACACGGCUCCUCUUGUUGAUUCAGAUAUUGGUGAUGCUAAACACGAAGCUGCUGAUGUUGACACAGCUCUGCAUGUUAGCUCAGAUAUAACUUUGCAAUUGAACAAAACAGAAGAUUCCCACGGGCCCAGUAGCGGUGAUGGUAAACAAGAAGCUGCUGAUGUUGACACGACUCCUCUUGUUGAUUCAGAUAUUGGUGAUGCUAAACACGAAGCUGCUGAUGUUGACGCAGCCCUGCAUGUUAGCUCAGAUAUAACUUUGCAAUUGAACAAAACAGAAGAGUCUCAUGGGCCCAGUAGCGGUGAUGGUAAACAAGAAGCUGCUGAUGUUGACACGGCUCCUCUUGUUGAUUCAGAUAUUGGUGAUGCUAAACACGAAGCUGCUGAUGUUGACACAGCUCUGCAUGUUAGCUCAGAUAUAACUUUGCAAUUGAACAAAACAGAAGAGUCUCACGGGCCCAGUAGCGGUGAUGGUAAACAAGAAGCUGCUGAUGUUGACACGGCUCCUCUUGUUGAUUCAGAUAUUGGUGAUGCUAAACACGAAGCUGCUGAUGUUGACACAGCUCUGCAUGUUAGCUCAGAUAUAACUUUGCAAUUGAACAAAACAGAAGAGUCUCACGGGCCCAGUAGCAGUGAUGGUAAACAAGAAGCUGCUGAUGUUGACACGGCUCCUCUUGUUGGUUCAGAUAUGGACGCAACUUCAACUUCGCAAUUGAAUUUAACAAAUGAGUUUCACGGACCCAUUAGUGGUGAUGGUAAACAUGAAGCGGUGGAUGUUGACACGCCUCUGCAUGUUGGUUCAGACAUUAGGUCAACCUUAACUUUGCAUGCCAACGAAGCAAGAGAGUUAAAUGAACCCAAUGGUGAUGAUGGUAAACAUGAUGCUGUUGAUGAUGGCAUGGAUCAGCAUGUUGGUUCAGAAAAUGUGGCCACAUUAAAACCCUAUAGUGAUGAUGGUAAACACAAAGCUGCUGAUGUUGAUACGGCUCUUCUUGUUGGUUCAGAUAUUGUGGUAACUUCAACUUUGCGAUUGAAUGAAACAAAUGACUGUACCGAUACUGUAGCAACUUCAACUUUGCAAUUGAAUGAAACGAAUGAGUGCAACAAUGCCAAACUUUGUGCUGGUGAUGUCUGCAAAGAAUCUGAUGCUCCAGCAGCUUCAAUAGUAGAAUCUGAAGAUAAAGAAGAGUGCUAUGGGUCUGGUGAUGGCAAUGCCAAACAAAAUGCUGGUGGUCCUCCUAUGGCUUCCGGUACUGAUACUCCAACAGCUUCAACUUUGGAAAUAGAGGAUCAAAAGAAGUCUCAUGGAGCUGAUUGUGGCAACUCUGAACUUGAUGCUGCUGAUCCUCCAAUAGCUACCAUUUCUCUACGUUCUGAUACUUUAGCAGCUUCAAGUUUGACGUUACAAGAGGAGUCUGAUGGGUCUGAGGAUGACAAUGCAAAACUUUGUGCUGGUGAUGUCUGCAAAGAAUCUGAUGUUCCAGCAGCUUCAAUAAUAGAAUCGGAAGAUAAAGAAGAGUGCAAUGGAUCUGGUGACGGCAAUGCCAAACAAGAUGCUAGUGAUUCUCCGAUGGCUUCCGGUACUGAUAUUCCAACAGCUUCAACUUUGGAAAAAGAGGAUCAAAAGGAGUCUCAUGGGCAGUCGGAAAAUGAGACACCAAUCUGAUCAGCUAGUGUUUUACAUUUUUCGGGUGAACAUGUUCGUUUUCAGGGCGUAAAGAGCAAAACUGAGCAUGAUGAUGGUGAUGCUUCUACUAGUUAUCAAGCUGCACAACUUCAGCUCUGGAUGACGGUCAUGCUAGGUCCGACAAAUUUUGGUUUAGCAGCCUUAGGAAAUUGGAAAUUGGUGCAAUAUUUUUCACCAUUUCUCAUCAAUGAAACAUGGAUCGGUCAAUAUACUAGUCCCUAUUGUAUAUUUCAAAAAAUACUUCUAUGCAGUUCAUCUAUAUAAUAAUAUAUUUGAUGAUGAUUUUUGGCAA